UCGUUUUCGAGGCACAAAUUUAUGACCCCUCCGACCCCUUCAAAACAAGGGAAACAAUAACUUAUUGUUAUUAUCCAUUUGAAUUGCAUUAAACAAUUAGAAAAAUUCAUUAAUUUCGCAAUAUAAGCUGUACCCUGAUUGAAUAAACAAUUUUAACGUUAAGCUCUUUCAAAGUUCAUGGAAGGAACGUGACACAAGCAUGGGGAAAUUAAAUGUAACAAUUUUGCGCUAUUUAACGCGCGAUGAUUUUCGCGUUCUAACAGCGAUUGAAAUGGGAAUGAAAAACCAUGAACUAGUCCCUGCAUCGCUUGCUGCUCAAAUAGCAAAUUUACGUUAUGGGGGUGUUCACAAAUUUAUGAAAGAAUUAUGCAAACACAGACUUCUUAGCUAUGAACGAGGAAAACAUUACGACGGUUAUCGUUUAACAAAUGCAGGAUACGAUUAUUUAGCGCUAAAGGUAUUAGCUCAAAGAGGCACUGUUUCCUCUUUUGGCAAUCAGAUUGGAGUAGGAAAGGAAUCCAACAUUUAUAUAGUUGCCGAUGAAGAAGGAAACCCUGUUUGCUUGAAACUACAUAGAUUAGGAAGAACUUGUUUUAGAAAUAUCAAGGAUAAAAGAGAUUAUCAUCAACACCGAAAAUCGGCGUCGUGGUUGUACCUAUCCCGAAUAUCUGCGACAAGAGAAUUCGCGUACAUGAAAGCACUUUACGAUAGAGGAUUCCCAAUACCGAAACCGAUUGAUCUGAACAGACAUUGCGUGGUAAUGGAGCUGGUUGAAGGUGGACCUCUAUGCGGCGUGUACGAAGUGGACGACAUCGAAUGGCUUUACGACGAAUUGAUGAAUUUGAUCGUGAAACUUGGAAACCACGGAGUUAUCCAUGGAGAUUUCAAUGAAUUUAAUAUCAUGAUAACCAGUAGUGGAAAACCGAUUCUUAUCGAUUUUCCUCAAAUGGUUUCUACCGAACAUGCGGAUGCGAAAAUUUAUUUCGAAAGAGACGUGAACUGUGUUCGUGAUUUCUUCAAAAGACGUUUCGCUUACGAAAGCGAGUUGUAUCCAACGUUUGAAGAUAUUUUGAGAGAAGAUUGUAUCGAUGUAGAAAUUAAGGCCAGUGGCCUGACGAAACAGAUGGAAAAGGAUCUUUUAAGAGAAAUGGGUAUGAUAGAAUCCGAAGCCGAGGAAGCCGAAGAGGAAAGCGAGGAAAACGUUGAAGAGCAAAAGGAAAGUAUGGAUGAAAAUGAAAUUAAUUACUUGCAACAGCAAGUUGAGGACUGUGUGAGGAAUGAAUAUAUUUACACACCAAAGGACGUAUCGGUCGAUGCAGAGACAAAUGAAGCAACGUUUGGCUCGGAGGAUGACCAGGUACAAACAGGAGAUUUCAAUGAUUCGAAAAGCAUGUACAGUACCACUACAGUAUCUACAAUCGCGCCAGAAGUGAUUAAGAAAAAGGUGAAAUCAGCGUUGCAAAAACGGGAAAAGAGAGAACAAUCUCGCAGAAUUCUUGUUAAAGGGGAGGCAAAUGCAGUGACCAGAGUAAGGAGAGACAACAAGGACACGAUUAAACAAUCGACAGGGAUAUGGGGUUGGGAAUGAAGUGUACAUACUUUUGCUACUCGUUAUAGAUAUUUAUAAUAUAAUAAAAAAGAAAAAGGAACUUUA
Messenger RNA from Osmia bicornis bicornis, 1654 nucleotides. It is a transcript of the gene RIOK2, whose product is annotated as serine/threonine-protein kinase RIO2. The transcript is spliced from 6 exons. The coding region runs from base 200 to 1588 and encodes 462 amino acids. NCBI's taxonomy places the organism in Eukaryota, Metazoa, Arthropoda, Insecta, Hymenoptera, Megachilidae. Gene Ontology annotation, molecular function: ATP binding; protein serine/threonine kinase activity. Gene Ontology annotation, cellular component: cytosol; nucleus; preribosome, small subunit precursor. The record is from RefSeq and is a predicted model, not a curated record. Gene Ontology annotation, biological process: protein phosphorylation; maturation of SSU-rRNA.